Messenger RNA from Sphaeroforma arctica JP610, 255 nucleotides. RefSeq lists its product as hypothetical. Lineage: Eukaryota; Ichthyosporea; Ichthyophonida. The annotation marks the transcript as partial. The record is from RefSeq and is a predicted model, not a curated record. Gene Ontology annotation, biological process: inositol phosphate biosynthetic process. Gene Ontology annotation, molecular function: inositol tetrakisphosphate kinase activity; inositol-1,4,5-trisphosphate 3-kinase activity. Gene Ontology annotation, cellular component: cytoplasm; nucleus. The transcript is spliced from 2 exons.
AUGCAAGACUUACUGUACGGGUUCAAUGGCCCAUGCGUUAUGGACUGCAAAAUAGGGUACAGAACGUUCCUCGAGAGCGAGGUCCAGAAUGAAGAGUUGAGACCGGAUUUGCUAGGCAAGAUGCGCAAGCUAUCACCGGGAGAUAUAACCGCCGAGGAAGAGAAGGCAGGAGGGGUGACCAAACUGAGGUAUAUGCAGUUCCGAGAGAAUCUAAGUUCCACCAGCAAAUUGGGGUUCAGGAUCGAGGGUAUUAAG